Molecule: messenger RNA, 3001 nt
Organism: Striga asiatica
Lineage: Eukaryota; Viridiplantae; Streptophyta; Magnoliopsida; Lamiales; Orobanchaceae
Source: the annotation of a GenBank genome assembly
GUACAUUCCUACAUUCCUUUGUUUGGUUGGCCAUGCACGUAACAAACAACAACAUUCACAUAAUAAUUAUCAUCUCUGUUUUUUGAUACCCUUUUGUUUCAAAUCCAAAAACUAUAAUCAUUUGAUUCAGAUCACAUUUCAUUCUCCUGGUGAGUUUCCUUAUCUCUCUCAAGCUCCAUCAUUCAUUCAUUCAUGAUUCCAAUGUUCUUCUUAAUCUAGAUCAGCUCUGAUGUGUUGUUCUUGUUUCUAAAGAUCGAGUUUUUCGUAUUUCCCACAUUCAAUUUGGUUCUAACUUGUGCCGUUUUUCAAAUUUUCCAUUUUUCGGUGAUUCUUGUUUUUUCCAUGCCACGCGUUGUUCUGUUUGUUUACGCGUUUCACCUUGAUCUGAUGUGCUCGAUUUUGUUUUUGUUUUUUUCCCCCUUUUUGGCUUCAAGAAAAAAAAUCAAGGAUUUCUGUUCGGGAAGCAUUUGUUCGUUCGGCUGCGAAUGUGAGGUCGAAAUUUUUUUUUAGGUGUUAUUCUCUACACAAUAUGAGAGGCUCGGAUUUACAAAGCGAACUCGAUUCGCUUCUCUUACAAAAACAGCAAAACCGAGCUCCGAUUUUCGAGCGCGACUCGGAAAUCGACAACAGGUGCGGAAGCGCGCCCCCGACUGUCGAGGGUGCGUUAGCCUCGGCCACAAGCCUUUUCAACCAUCCCGACUUUGCGAAAAUCUACGAAACAGGAAACAACAUCAGUGCAACCUUAAGCGUUUUGUCUGAAGACGAAAUCCGGUCCCACCCGGCUUACUUAGAAUAUUAUUACUCGCACGAGAAUCUCAAUCCAAGGCUUCCACCACCAACUCUAUCAAAAGAAGAUUGGAGGGUCGCGCAGCGGAUUAGGGCCGCGUUUGGUUUGAGCGUAAAUUCGAGUGAUGUUAGUAGUAGUUUCGGCUCGUCUCUUUUUACGAUGCAGCCGGGUUUGGGUUCGUCUGUCAAAAAAAGCGACGAUGAGUUGAAGGAGCUGAGAAAAACGGCUUUAAGGAACUUAUCGAGGAAAAAUUCGGUCGAGUCGUUCGAGAAGAAUUUGAGCAGUUCGGGUUCGGGUAUGGGAGCUCGAAGGAAAAGCUUUGCUGAUAUAGUUCAGGAAGGGCGUGGCCAGCCGGCAAAAUCGAACCUUUCACGUGCUGCUAGCCAAAGCUCGGUUGCUGACGUGGCAGAUUCUACGAGGAAGACAAAAUCGGAACCUCCCGAGUCAAGUAGUUUCUCCUCCUCGCCGAGCAUUUUCGAGAUUGCUGAUAUUGCUGCCACGCUUUCCGCUUUAAACGCUUCUCGAGGAUAUUUUCAACCUGAAAAUCUACCUUUGUCUGCUCUGCAAAUGAAUAUUUUGGCGGGUAAUAAGCUGAGUCAGCAGCCAGAAAAUCUCGUCAGUGACGUUAAUUUAAGAAGGACGAACGAGUAUCCGAGGAGGACUUCUUCGACUAGUAAUCUUCUCCAGUUCCAACAUAAUAAUCCUUCUGAUAUUAUUGCAGGCUCGAAUCCCGGAGGUUCAAACGUGCCUGGAUUGAUUUCGAGAAGCUCUGCUCCACCUGGAUUUCACCAAAUCCAAUACUUGCCGAAAGUGCCACAUCAUCAUCCGGCAAACUUUCCGCAUAGUCAUGAUGAUUUACGGGCUUUGGAGAAAGCUUAUCUCGAGGCAUUGCUUCUUCAGAGGAGACAGCAAUACGAGUCGCUCCUUCUACAGACGGCAAAUGCUGCACUUAGCCCACCUGCAGUUGUUUCGAGAGCCACGACGACAUGUCAGAAGGAGAAAAUUACGAAAUCGCCCUCGAGUUCGAAAAAUGUUAAAAAGGGAGAAUCGAGUGGAAGAAGCAGUCCGAAAGGAAGAUUCGAGUAUCUUUUGGAAAUGGUCAAGAACAAUAAGAGCAUAUCUUUGGAGCUCUCGGAUAUUCUUGGUCAUGUUGUCGAGUUCAGUACGGAUCAAUUCGGAAGUCGCUUCAUUCAGCAGAAGUUGGAAAGUGCAACUGUUGAAGAAAAAACAAAGAUACUCACAGAGAUUAUUCCAAGUGCUCGUACCUUAAUGAUCGAUGUCUUCGGAAAUUACUUCUUUGAGCACGGUACUGAAAGCCAACGCAAAGAGUUAGCAGGGCAUUUGAUUGGUCAUGUUUUGCCUCUCACUCUACAAAUGUAUGGCUGCAGAGUUAUACAAAAGGCUUUGGAAGUAGUUGAUACCGAGCUUCAGACUAAGAUUGUAAAAGAGCUCGAUGGAUUUAUCAUAAAAUGUGUUCAUGAUCAAAAUGGUAAUCACGUCAUUCAGAAAUGCAUCGAGCGUGUUCCUCAAGAUCGCAUAAAGUUUAUAAUAACACCGUUUUUGGGACAAAUCGUGACUUUAUCCACGCAUCCUUAUGGAUGUCGUGUAAUUCAGCAUGUUGUGCAGCACGGGAAGCCACACGAGCGUUCUGCAAUAAUCGGGAAGCUCGCUGGUCAGAUUGUGAUGAUGAGUCAGCAGAAGUUCGCGUCUAAUGUUAUCGAGAAGUGUCUGAUUUACGGUGGUCCCGAAGAGCGGCAACUUCUGGUGAACGAAAUGCUUGGCUCGACUGAUGAAAACGAACCAUUGCAGGCUAUGAUGAAAGAUCCUUUUGGGAACUACGUCGUGCAGAAGGUACUCGAGACGUGUGAUGACAAAAGCCGAGAGUUAAUUCUCUCACGAAUCAAAGUUCACUUGACCGCACUCAAGAAGUACACUUACGGCAAACACAUUGUAUCUCGUGUGGAAAAACUUAUUGCAACCGGAGAAAGGCACAUCGGACAAUCUUCCUCAAACUCCUCUUGAAAUAAUCCAAUUGUAUGCAAAGAUCGAAGAACUUCUUUAAAGAAAGGCCGACUCUAUUAUACUUCGCGUGAGGCUUCGAUUCGUUGUAUGUGGCAGUAGUAACAUAGGAUUUUUGCGCUUUGUGAGGAAAUAAUGACACCAAACACAAAGAAAACUUUUUUACAAUCUUUAUCAGGGAUAUAUAUGUUUUAC